Messenger RNA from Odobenus rosmarus divergens (Pacific walrus), 1436 nucleotides. Its product is annotated as protoheme IX farnesyltransferase, mitochondrial-like. The transcript is spliced from 7 exons. Gene Ontology annotation, cellular component: mitochondrial membrane; mitochondrion. NCBI's taxonomy places the organism in Eukaryota, Metazoa, Chordata, Mammalia, Carnivora, Odobenidae. Gene Ontology annotation, biological process: heme biosynthetic process. The coding region runs from base 92 to 1426 and encodes 444 amino acids. The record is from RefSeq and is a predicted model, not a curated record. Gene Ontology annotation, molecular function: protoheme IX farnesyltransferase activity.
CGGGGGCGGGGAAGGAAGAUGGCGGCCCCCAGCAGCCGGUGAGGAGAGAGGAGGACACGGGGAUCCCGGGGAGCGGCCGGAUUCUUGCGUUAUGGCCGCAUCCCCGCACACUCUUUCCUCACGCCUCCUGACAGGUUGGGUAGGAGGAUGUGUCUGGUAUCUACAAAGAAGAGCUAUGCAGGAAUCCCCUCACACAUUCGUGCAUCUUUUCAGGAAUGUCAAUAAGCAGUGGAUUACAUUUCAGCACUUGUCCUUCCUCAGGCGCAUGUAUGUCACACAACUGAACAGGAGCCUCAACCAGCAAGUAAAACGGAAGCCAGAACCCGUGGCAUCUCCCUUCCUUGAGAAAACAUCUUUGGGUCAAGCCAAAGCAGAAAUCUGUGAAAUGAGACCUCUUCCACCCCCCAGCCUACCGUUAUCCAGAAAGCCAAAUGAAAAAGAAUUGCUCGAACUGGAAUCAGCCUCCAUAAUUGAAGGCUCGCUAGAUGCGGGGAAAGAGAUGAAGGAUGAAAAGCACUGGAAAGAGAUGAAGCUGCAGCUGGAUGAUUUGCCAGGAAUUUUGGCGCGGCUGUCCAAAAUCAAACUCACAGCUCUGGUCGUCAGCACCACUUCGGCCGGGUUUGCACUGGCCCCAGGACCUUUUGACUGGCCCUGCUUUCUGCUUACUUCUCUGGGCACAGGCCUUGCAUCCUGUGCAGCCAACUCCAUCAAUCAGUUUUUUGAGGUGCCAUUUGAUUCAAACAUGAAUAGGACAAAGAACAGACCUCUUGUUCGUGGACAAAUCAGCCCUUUGCUAGCUGUGACCUUUGCCACUUGCUGUGCUGUUCCAGGAGUCGCCCUCCUGACCUGGGGGGUGAACCCGCUCACGGGAGCCCUGGGGGUCUUCAACAUUUUCCUGUAUACUUGCUGCUACACGCCGUUGAAGAGGAUCAGCAUCGCCAACACGUGGGUGGGCGCCGUGGUCGGGGCCGUCCCGCCCGUCAUGGGCUGGACGGCAGCUACUGGCAGCCUCGACGCCGGAGCCUUUCUCCUGGGAGGGAUCCUCUACUCGUGGCAGUUCCCCCAUUUCAACGCCCUGAGCUGGGGCCUCCGUGAAGACUACUCCCGCGGCGGCUACUGCAUGAUGUCGGUCACACACCCGGCCCUGUGCCGGCGCGUCGCUCUGCGCCACUGCCUGGCCUUGAUCGGACUGGCGACGGCGGCGCCCGUCCUCCAGGUCACCACGUGGACCUUCCCCGUCAUCUCCCUCCCCAUCAACCUGUACAUUUCCUACCUCGGCUUCCGGUUCUACACCGACGCGGACCGGAAGAGCUCCCGGAAGCUGUUCUUCUGCAGCCUGUGGCACCUGCCCUUGCUUCUGCUGCUCAUGCUCACCUGCAAGCGGCCCCCGGCUGCGGGCGGUGCGGGGGGAGAGCCUCGGACUUGAAAUCCCCGGG